This is a messenger RNA of Alternaria rosae, 1665 nucleotides long. Its product is annotated as MYB DNA-binding domain-containing protein. Lineage: Eukaryota; Fungi; Ascomycota; Dothideomycetes; Pleosporales; Pleosporaceae. The record is from RefSeq and is a predicted model, not a curated record. The annotation marks the transcript as partial. The transcript has 4 exons.
ACCUACCUUUGCUCCUACCAGUCUGUAUCCACCACUCCCCUACGCUACGCUUUCCUACCUUCUCGACCUGAAAACUACCCACAACACGUUUCGCCUCCUUGUUGUUGUUUACCAACUUCACCUGCACAUCAACACCUACUCUCCACGAAUACAACCUCAGUUUCUGCCUUGCCUUUGCCCAACGCCACACCUGGGCUGAUCAAACGACGGUUUCCUUCCCUCACCUUCAUCCUGGAUAUCAACCUCCUCCUCGAGCCUCGCGCUCGGGGCUCAGAGUCACCCGCGAGCAAGAAGAGCUCCAUAUCAAAUGUGUCCCACUCGACAGGAGCGACCAGAGGAUACACAACCGCACCUUCAGCCUACACACAGUCACCUUCGCAAAGAGCGUCGCCGGCGUAUGCCUCUGGAGCACCCGCGUACCCAGGCCCCCCGCACUACGCGCCGAUGUCUGCAUACAGCCAGGCACCGACAUCAGCACCCCAAGGACCCGGAUCAAUGCUAGGAGGACCUGUUCUACCUGCCAUCUCCGAACUUCACCGACACGCUGAACCCGCACCGCUCCCACACUUUCGCCCGCUCUACUCCGGCCCACAUGGACCAUCCCCACCCCGUCACCCGCAAAAUACUAAUGGCUCUCCCCCUUCAACACUCAAGCGACAGGCAUCCCAAACCCCGCUACCCGAUGAGAGUCCGGCCAAGAAACAGUCCAAAUGGACGCCAGAGGAGGACAACCUGACCAUCGAGCUGCGGGGUCAGGGAAUGAAGUGGGACGACAUUGCGAAACGACUACCCGGAAGAAGCUCCAUCUCCUGCCGACUUCGUUACCAAAACUACCUCGAAAAGCGAGCCAUCUGGGACGAGGAGAAGAAAAACAAGCUCGCAAGACUCUACGCUCGAUUCAAGGACCAAAUGUGGCAGAAGGUCGCUACCGAGAUGGGCAUUCCCUGGCGGUCCGCCGAAUCGAUGCACUGGCAGCUGGGUGAGCAGGAGAUGAGCGCGCGUGCGAAUGCGCCGGUGUUUCAGCUCCACCCAUCUGCAACCGGCACAGGCAUGAGCUCGCCAUCGCAAGUGCCCGUUAUACCAGCCUCUGCCCCGCAUGGCUUCACGCCUGCCAACGCCCCUCAGUUGAUGCCAAACCCGCCGCCGAUGCCGCCGCAACUGCAUCAGGUGCCCCCGCCAAUGCCCCAAGGUCCAAUGCAUAGCUACCACCAGCGGGCCGACAGCGGUUCCAGCGCGGGCGGACGAAGGAGGAGGAACAGCUCAUUCAGUCGCAGGCGCGCAGACCCUCGCAACCGGUCCAGCGUGCCCCCUCAACUAGGCCAACCUCUUCCCCAGAUUCAACCACAGUCGGAAGAAGACUUGAUCAGCGGAGCCAGGACAGCACCUGUACCAGGCAUGCAGUCCAUUAUCAAGCAAGAGGGCAACAUGCCCAGCUACAUGGAGGCGUACCACCAGAGGAGAAGGGAAGAAGAGGCCGCAGGCCCGUCACGAGCAGAGCACCACGCACGGAGCGAGGGCAUGAGGAGUCCGGACAGGAUGUCGCAGCGCAGCGGAACCGGCAGCAUCAAGAGCAUGAAGCGCGAGGAAACGGAGCGAGCAUCGGCCCUGCCCUCGCCACCCCAACCGUCGACACCUUACGAGCGACCAGCAUCGGCAGUCGCAUAG